AUGGCUUUGAAGUGCUAUGAUAUUGAUAUUGAUAAUAUUGAUGAGCCGAUCAACGGUAGUCGAAGAGGCUACGGGCUGAUUAACUCAUACCCAACCCCUAAACCAAUUAAGGCUGAUUUCAAUAACAAUGGCAGUAACAAGGCUUAUAGUGAUAUUAAGAAUAGUAGUAGUAAAGCUUACGAUCGUACUAAGAAUGUGAUAAAGACCUAUGAUAGUACUAAGCCUACUACUAAGACUUAUAAUAGUACUAAGAGCCCUUUUGAAGACAGUGCUAAAAACUUGUACGGCCACAGUACUAGUAAUACAUAUGAAGAUGGUACUAACAAUGCCUAUGGAAGACCUAUGGUCCAAAAAGAUGGCUUUAUACAAAGAUACGACAAUAGUAAAAUCUUGUUGGGAAGCCGCAGAGAUUUAAACUUAUCACCUAAAGCUAUGUUACCUAACAAUCGGGGUCCUAUUAUUUCUACCGUACUUACAAAGCCUACAGCUUCAGCCAAAACACGACCGUUAUCAGUUUACAGUCAUUGUUCAGCCGGCAACUCAAGCUCUUCUAGUCCAAACUCUUCCAACGAAGACUCACCUUACACUUCUUCUCAAGGCUCGGCUACAUAUACACCAGUCUUUAGCACUAAAAGUAAUACAAAUAUACUUGACAACAAGAUGACAAAGCUCACAAAGGCUACAAGUUUAUACGAUUCAAAGCCUACUCAGCCAAUUCGAUACUGUGGUACUGAUGCUAUUGUGGACCAUGAUGAUGUUUACAAUAUUAGUUACACACGAAACAGAAGCUUCAAAAAGGAUGUUAAAGUAGACGAAAGAGACAAGAUUGGAGUCCAAAAGUCCUUGGGUAACCAGAAGUCCUCUUACGAAUUACAAAACUCAAGUCAAAGCUCGCCAUAUAAAGCCAAGUCUUUCAAGUUUGAAGACGCUACAGCUUCUUAUGGCCCACAAUUCAUCAGCAGAGGUUCUACGGAAAGUAAUCAAGACAAUAGUUUUUCAGCUAACUUUAAUGGUGAUUCAGCUACAUUUAACAAAGCUUCGUCUUCUUUUAGCGGAACAUUGCCACAUCUCAUCAAUAGAGGUUCUACGGAAAGUAAUCAAGACAAGACUUCUUCAGCUUCUUCUAAUAGAACUUCAGCUACUUUUAAUGGAGCUUCAACCACUUUAAAGGGUACUUCAGCUACUUCUAAUGGAACAUUGUCACAUAAUAUCAAUGCAGGUUCUACGGAAAGCAAUCAAGACAAAAGUUUUUCAGCUACUUUUAAUGGGGCUUCAAUUACGUAUGGAUCUUCAACUACUUCUAAUGUAGCUCCAGGUUCUACGGAAAGUCAUCAAGACAAAACUUACUCAGCUAACUUCAAUAGAAUGCCAACCACGUUGAACAGAACAUUGCCAAGCCUUACCCCUACGAUUUCACCAAAGCUUAACGGUACAAACGGUACAAAAAACUGUGACAAAAAGCUGACAAAAUCAACAUCAAAUUUAGUUGAAGAAUCCACCCCUUCCUGGCCUUUCUCUAAAGCCAAGUUUUUGAGUUCACACCUAAACUUGAGCUCUAAUUUAGCUUCGAAUCAAUCUACGACUAGCAAAAAGUCAUUUUCUACCUUACCUCGGCUAGAUUCGACGUCUAAAGACAAUUUCAGCUCUUUUGCAUCAGAUUCUUCUAUCUUACGAGCUCAAGAAAAGCCUAGAAAAUCAUGGUACCAAUCGAAUUCUGACAAUCUUAAAGAAGAUUCUAACAAUCUUAGAGAAGAUUCUGGCCAAAACAGCACAAAAAAUCAGUUGCCGUUAGAUCAGUACAAGCCCAUAGCUUCUUACAGUGCCUCAAGUACCUUAAGCCCUAUACCGCCUAACGGAAAAGACGAAUAUAAACCUUCCAACACAUAUACCAAGCCCAAAACCUUAACCUACAAGCCUCAGUUUUUAAAAGAAGAUUUAUACAAGUCCAAGUGGAGCAAUGCUAAUACAAAGACAGAUAUAUCUACUGACUCUACAUCACUUUUCACCCUGCCCAAGCCGAUAAGCUUUACAGAUUCGUUAAGCUCAACGUCUUCAAAGGCUUCGAAGGCUUCUUAUAAGGGUCAUAACGAUGAUAUUACAUUGAAAAAUGAUGGUUUUUCGUUCAAAAAUGAUGGUUUAUUACCUAAAAAGUAUGAUAUUUCACCCAAGAAUGAAGGCUCUAUGACAAAAAAUGAUGAUUACUUCUCUUCAAAGUCAAUUUUUUCGACCGGUAAAGCACCUAACCUUUCAAAAAUAAAUUCAAAAAAUGACAACGACAACAACAAUAAUCAAGAACAACAAAACCAAUAUAUACCGGUCGAUUUUUCCAAAAAUUCGUUAGAAAAACGACCAAGUUUUGCCCAAAGUUCGCUGAAAGAAGCCUCAACCAUCUUCAACAUGUCACCACUGACAUCUUUAAGCAGCUAUACCUCCAAGUUUUUGACAAAACCGUUAAAGACAAAGCAAUGUAACAGUAAACAAAAGGAUGAUGUCACAAGUGCUGGUUACGGUAGUUUAAACAAGAGUUAUGAUAGCGUGUUUGAUGAUAUGGUCGGGAAGAGGUACGGCUGUAAAAAUGAUGACAAAGCUAAUGAUAGUGAUAAGAUUUUAAAUUCAAAUGAUGGUAUAGAUGUAGAAGAGACUUGUAGCAGUCAUAAUAGUCACGAUGACCUCAGUAGUAGUGCUUCUAAAGGCGUUAACGAUAGUCAAAACAAAAGUAAGGCUAAAGAUGACGUCAAUAACAAUAUAACCAAGUUUUCAAAGACCUUUUCCUCAAAUACCAUGGCGGAUUCAAUAGUAAAGCUGAAGAAUAAUGAAGCUACAGGUCUUACGAAGCUUCAGAAAAAAAUUGAGUCGUCAACCAACCGGCUGGCACGUCGCAAAUCCAGCUGUAAGUGUGGGGGCGACCGUCAAGAACAUCAGCGAUGGCGCAAGGAAAACUGUCGAUUUCUGGAGACUAAACCUGUCGAUAAUAAAAACAGUGCUGUUUCAAGAACAAAUAGUACUAUUGGUACUAUGAAAAUGAAUAUUGGUACAGAUGGAAGUUUAUCGACCAAGUUAUCGACUAAAAAAGAGGAAGUGGUCAGAUUACCUGUUAAAGAUCAGAAUUCUGCCAGUUUUUUGUCUAAAACUACAAGUUCCACGAACUUAUUGACCGGAAAUGGUAAUUGCAUAAAAGAUAUGAUAAGUGGUGAUAAGAUAGAUGCUAUGACGACUAGUAGUUGUAGUGAUAAGAGCUGUGAAAGUGAAAAGAAGGAAGAGAUAUUACCAGGUAUUGAGAUGGAUGUUGAUGACAUAGAAGAGGAGUUAAGGAUGCAAGAAGAGCACGAUGCUCAGGAAGAGGAACGGUAUGAAUAGGAAUGGCAGAAUGCGUUUAAAUUUAAAAAAAAAUAAAAAUUCUAGAUAUAAAAUAAAAAAACUGGCUUGAAAUAAAAAUAAAUAAAAAUUAAAAAAAAUUUUAAAAAAUUUUGAAAUUUUAAAAUUUGAUUAAAAUUUAAAAUUUGAACUAAUAUUUUGAUUUUUAGGCUCCGAUCAAGUUUGGUGCUACGUCAGAAGCCGGAGCUACGGGUCAAAGCCAUAAUUGGUAAGUGUGACAUUUUUUUAUGUGAAAGUUUCAAAAUGCCCUGCCCAGCCCUACUCUACCCUUGCCUGUGCCCUGCCUGUGCCUUGCCUGUGCCUUGCCUGUGCCUUGCCUGUGCCUUGCCUGUGCCUUGCCUGUGCCUUGCCUGUGCCUUGCCUGUGCCUUGCCUGUGCCUUGCCUGUGCCUUGCCUGUGCCUUGCCUGUGCCUUGCCUGUGCCUUGCCUGUGCCUUGCCUGUGCCUUGCCUGUGCCUUGCCUGUGCCUUGCCUGUGCCUUGCCUGUGCCUUGCCUGUGCCUUGCCUGUGCCUUGCCUGUGCCUUGCCUGUGCCUUGCCUGUGCCUUGCCUGUGCCUUGCCUGUGCCUUGCCUGUGCCUUGCCUGUGCCUUGCCUGUGCCUUGCCUGUGCCUUGCCUGUGCCUUGCCUGUGCCUUGCCUGUGCCUUGCCUGUGCCUUGCCUGUGCCUUGCCUGUGCCUUGCCUGUGCCUUGCCUGUGCCUUGCCUGUGCCUUGCCUGUGCCUUGCCUGUGCCUUGCCUGUGCCUUGCCUGUGCCUUGCCUGUGCCUUGCCUGUGCCUUGCCUGUGCCUUGCCUGUGCCUUGCCUGUGCCUUGCCUGUGCCUUGCCUGUGCCUUGCCUGUGCCUUGCCUGUGCCUUGCCUGUGCCUUGCCUGUGCCUUGCCUGUGCCUUGCCUGUGCCUUGCCUGUGCCCUGCCUAGCCCUACCCUUGCCUGUGCCUUGCCUGUGCCCUGCCUAGCCCUACCCUUGCCUGUGCCUUGCCUGUGUUUUGCCUGUGCCUUGCCUGUGCCUUGCCUGUGCCUUGCCUGUGCCUUGCCUGUGCCUUGCCUGUGCCUUGCCUGUGCCCUGCCUAGCCCUACCCUUGCCUGUGCCUUGCCUGUGCCCUGCCUAGCCCUACCCUUGCCUGUGCCUUGCCUGUGCCUUGCCUGUGCCUUGCCUGUGCCUUGCCUGUGCCUUGCCUGUGCCUUGCCUGUGCCUUGCCUGUGCCUUGCCUGUGCCUUGCCUGUGCCUUGCCUGUGCCUUGCCUGUGCCUUGCCUGUGCCUUGCCUGUGCCUUGCCUGUGCCUUGCCUGUGCCUUGCCUGUGCCUUGCCUGUGCCUUGCCUGUGCCUUGCCUGUGCCUUGCCUGUGCCUUGCCUGUGCCUUGCCUGUGCCUUGCCUGUGCCUUGCCUGUGCCUUGCCUGUGCCCUGCCUAGCCCUACCCUUGCCUGUGCCUUGCCUGUGCCCUGCCUAGCCCUACCCUUGCCUGUGCCUUGCCUGUGUUUUGCCUGUGCCUUGCCUGUGCCUUGCCUGUGCCUUGCCUGUGCCUUGCCUGUGCCUUGCCUGUGCCUUGCCUGUGCCUUGCCUGUGCCUUGCCUGUGCCUUGCCUGUGCCUUGCCUGUGCCUUGCCUGUGCCUUGCCUGUGCCUUGCCUGUGCCUUGCCUGUGCCUUGCCUGUGCCUUGCCUGUGCCUUGCCUGUGCCUUGCCUGUGCCUUGCCUGUGCCUUGCCUGUGCCCUGCCCUAGCCCUACCCUUGCCUGUGCCUUGCCUGUGCCCUGCCUAGCCCUACCCUUGCCUGUGCCUUGCCUGUGUUUUGCCUGUGCCUUGCCUGUGCCUUGCCUGUGCCUUGCCUGUGCCUUGCCUGUGCCUUGCCUGUGCCUUGCCUGUGCCUUGCCUGUGCCUUGCCUGUGCCUGUGCCUUGCUUUGCUUUGCCCCCUAAUACUCUUACUCUAUCUUACCUUACCCUACCCUACAUUAACCUUUCUUUUUUACCUCGACUUCUAUUAAUAUCAGCCCUGACCCAAAAAAUACCCUUCUAUUGACUACCCAAUAUCAAUACAAUCCCAUUUACAUUGUAAUAAUGUCUGAGAGAUAUCAAAAUUUGUUUUUCCCUGAGGCUUUCGAAUGUUUGUGGCGGGUAAAAUGGCCAGUAAUUAGUGGGCUUUGGCCAUAACAAUUUUGAAAUUUAUCAGGAUUUCAUAUUUUUUAAAAAGUUUACACGCAAUAUAUAGGUUCUUACAUUUACAUUUUUUACUUUACAUUUUGGGCUUGUAUAUAUAUAUAUAUAUUGUUAUGUAUAUAUACAUAUCAUUAAGCAGGGCAGGGAAAAUGGUUCUGACCUUUGGACAGGGCAGGGUAAAUAGUGCUAGUCUUUUUAGCAGAGCAGGGUAAAAGGUGCUCAUUUUUGGGCUAGGCAUGGUAAAUGGUGCUGACUUUUAGGCAGGGCAGGGUGAAUUGUUUUGUUUAAGGGGGUUGUUGGUAGGGUAGAUAAAAUUUGAAGGCAGUAUAGAAUUUGAAGGCAUGGUAAAAUUGAAAAGCAGGGUAAAAUUUGAAGGCAUGGUAAAAUUAAGGGCAUGGUAAAUAUUUAAAAACAAGGUAUAAUGUAUGAGCGGGGUAAAAUUUAAAGGCACGGUAAAAUGUAAGGGCAUGGUAAAGUUUGAAGGCAUGGUGAAAUUUGAAGGCAGGGUAACAUUUGAAGGAAGGGUGAAAUUAAGAGCAUGGUUAAAUUUAAAAAUAGGGAAAAAUUUGAAGGCAUGGCAAAAUUUGAGGGAGGGUAAAAUUUGAAGGCAGGGUAAAAUUUAAGGGCGGGGCAAAAUUUGAGGGCAGGUUAGAUUUUUUAGAGGGUAGGGUAGAGUUAAGAAAAAUACUAAAAAAAAGGUUGUCAAAAGACGUAUUUUGCAAAAAAAAAUUUUUCAGAAAAGUUGUUGUACAUGUCGGGUAGAGAUCAACGUCGAGCGUUGUUCUCCUUGAAGCAGAUCUUCCAAGACGAUAAGGAUUUGGUUCAUGAGUUUGUACAGAAUGAAGGCUUGGAUUGUCUUAUUAAAUUGGGUAGGGAAUCGGACCAAACUCAUCAGAACCAUAUUUUACGGGGUAAGUUAUAUUGUUUUAGGCCGUUUUUCAAGGUUUUUGUCUUGUUUUAGGUCUUUUUUGAUGUUUUUUCUGCUAGUUUUGGUAGUUUUUGAGCUUUUAGGACGAUUUAUUAUAAUAUUUUUUAUUAUUUUAGGUAAUUUAUGAUUAUUUUCUUAUUAUUUCCAGCAAGAUAUGACGGUUUUUAUAUAGUUUUAGGCAGUUUUUCAGCGAUUUCGUUUGGUUUCAGGCCAUUUUUGAUGGUUUUUCUAUUAAUUUAGGUAACUUUUAAGCUUUUGAAAGAUUUACUAUGUCAUUUUUUAUUACUUUAGGUAAUUUCUGAGCAUUAUCUUAUUGUUUUCAGCAAGUUCUGUCCGUUUUUAUAUUGUUUUAGGUCAUUUUUCAAGGUUUUUGUCUUGUUUUAAGUCUGUUUAAUAUUACCUUAAGCCGAUUUUAAUUUUCUUUCAUCUAAAAAUGAAAUUCAAACUUAUUUUUUCCAUUUUCAGCCCUAGGCCAGCUAAUGUUGUACGUCGAUGGCAUGAACGGUAUCAUCGCUCACAGUGGCACGAUAUGUUGGCUAUAUGAGCUGCUGGAGUCUCCGGUGAGUAAUUUAAUCAUAGUUUAUGAAAAUUUUUUUUAAAUUUUGAUUUUUUUGGCUUAAGAUUGGUUUUAAAGACUGCACGGUGCAGUUUUUUCAAUUUUAUGGUUGCACCGUGCAAUCGGUAAAUUAAUUUUUUUAAUUUUAAAGCGGGUUUUAAAUGUUUUGGUAUUGAAAUCGAUGUAGAAUAAGACUAUUUGAAAUGCUUUUUUACUUUUUUUUAAAAUUUUUGGUCCAAACGUUCUAGGACACCCUGCACGGUACAUUUUACAAAACUCGAUUGCACCGUGCAGUCAAAAAAUCCGAUUUCAAAGCUUUCUGUGUCAUUUUUUAACCGCUGUAGCUUUAAAAAUCAGUUUGUUUUCUAAAUAUAUGUUAAAAAUACCACUGUAAUUGUAUAUAUGUCUGUUUCAUGUCUGUUCGUAUUUUAGUUGUAUAACGAGGAGGAGUAUAAGGAAAUGACCCAGCAUCGGCAAGAAUGGGUAAUAUCGUGUGUGAUAUGCCUCUGAAUUUCUUGUCAAAUUAACAAAGAGUGUAUUUGUCGUGUGUAAUGUGUGAUUUGUUACCUAAAUUUUCCGUUUUAACAAUAUUUGUGGCCACAAAUGGCAGUUUUUGCUCGAUUUUUGGACUUUCAAGGCAAUUUUUUAGUUGAUGCAAAAAGAAUGGCGCGUCUAAUUUUUUGUGAUAGCUAGUACUGAAUGUGUGUUACCUAGAAAAAUGGUUUUAGCACUAUUUUGUUACCUAAAGUAUAGCUUUUUCUUCAUUUUUGGACAAAAAAGUGCCAUUUUUCGGAUGAAAAGCUUAUUUUCUGAUUGAUGCAAAAAGAAUGGCGCGUUGAAAUUUUUGCAAUAGUUAAUACAAAGUGUGGUGUUUACUUACCGGUUAAAAAGUUUGUAGAAUUUGCUUCUAUUAGAAAGUUAUUACCUAUUUUUAACAUUAAUUAACGGUCGCGUCAGAAAGAAUUGACCGAUUUCAGUGCAAAUUACAUAAGAAAUCACCCAAUUCUUUUUGACGCGACUAUUUUUCUUUAAAAAAAUUAAAAAAAGUUUUAAAAAUGCACUUUUGUAGUAUCGACUGGUCGUAAAAACAGCUCUAAAGCUUCUACUAGUCUUUGUCGAGUACACCGAGUCCAAUGCCUUGUUGUUGAUGUCAGCGUUGAGCAAGGUGGAGAAGGCCAAAGGCAAGCCGGAGUGGUCAUCACUGAUGAAGAUUCUGUGUGAUAAGAAGGCUAGCGACGUGGAAACUCAGAUUUUGGGCAUGACAGUGGUUAACAAGACCUUGAAUGGCAUUCCUGAUCAGGUAGGGGUGGUUUUUGAAAUUUUGAAAAAUUUUUUUUUUGAAAAUUUAAAAUUUUGAAAAAAAAUUUUAAAAUUUGCUAUUUCCAGGACACCUUCUUUGACGUUGUCGAUUGUCUGGAGAACCUGGGGUUAGAAGAAGCUUUAAAGCAAAUGUACAGUCUAAAAGACCCUCAGCUAACUCAGCAAUGUCAACAUUACGAACAUGAGGUCAGGAAGGAGGAUGCGGCCGUUCAGAGUGAUGACAGUGAUCCUCAACUUAUUAGAAUGAGGUAUGUUACUCCUACUACUUACUAUUUUUUACUACCCUCUACUAUCCCUCUAAUACUCCCUACUACACCUUACUACACCCUACUACCUUACUAGCUCCUACUCCUCUCUACUACUUCCUAUUAGUCCUACUACCUCUUACUACCCCCGACUACCCCUACUACCCCCUAUCCUUCUGCUUCAAACAAGUUCUACCCUACCCUUCCCCCCCCCCUCUCUUCUCUCGCCCCCUACCAAGUACAUGUAUAACAUCCUAUAUCUUUCAGAAAUGGCACAUCAGUCAUAAACUCCCAGCCAAGCACGGCGGCUGCCCAUACGAUACAACGUGCCGCCGAGAAUAAUGUUAAUAAUGUACAGAAUGGCAACAACAAUGAUCGUCGCUCAAUGAUGCGGCGAAGGCAACAAGAAGCCGAGGAGUUGCGGCAACAACAGCAACUUGAGAAGAAAAACAGUUUCGAAAGGAACUCGGAUGAUGGCUACAGUAAUGGGAACAGUGUUAAUGGUAGUACGGUAAGUGAUAGGGCGGGUAGAGUAGGGUCGGUUUAAAGUAGGAUAUGGCAGAGUUGGAUUAGUAAGGAUAGAGUAGCAUAGUAUAGGGUGCGAUUGGGUAGGGCAAAACACGCUAGGGCAGGGUAGGUAUGUUGAGCAGGGUAGUUUACGGUAGGAUAUUGUAAUGACAGGCGGUAUACUGUAGAUUCCGGUAGUUUAAUGUAGUUUACUGUAGAGUAAUUAAGAUAGAAUAUUGGUGGGUUAAAAUAGCGUAACUAUUGUAGGUUGAGGAUGAGCUGGAUACUGUAUGAGCAAGUUACGGUAGGGUUGGGCACGAUACUAUAUAGGUUAUAGGUACGAUAAGGUCUUUUACGAUAAAGCCAGGGUACUGUAAAGUAAGCCUAAAACAGCCCGGAGUACUGUAGGAUGACGCACGGUAGUUAAGAUUGGGGUACUGUAGAUAGGAUUUUAAAUACUGUAGUUAGGUACCGUAUGAUAGAAUACUGUAGGGUAGGGUAGGGUAGGGUAGGGUAGGGUAAGGUAUGGUAGGGUAGAGUAGGGUAGGGUAGGGUAGGGUAGGGUAGAGUAGGGUAGGGUAGGGUAGGGUAGGGUAGGGUAGGGUAGGGUAGGGCAGGGUAGAGUACUGUAACGACUACAAUAACAUAUUAUUUAUGAAAAAUAAUGUCUAAAACACCCCCUAAACUCAAUUUUUUCAGUACGUCCAACCACCCCCACCACCGCCAUGGCGUGCCAACGAACAGAACGGCCUCGAACCCAACAACAACAACACCUACCUUCAGAAGGACUAUGAAGAAGAACAACGAAUCCAAACCACCCCCGCAUCCCCCCACCACCCCCUCUACCCUCCACCAUGA
Bursaphelenchus okinawaensis is the source of this 9939-nucleotide messenger RNA. NCBI's taxonomy places the organism in Eukaryota, Metazoa, Nematoda, Chromadorea, Rhabditida, Aphelenchoididae. The record is from the annotation of a GenBank genome assembly.